AUGGGAGAAUUGAUCCAGCUUGACGUCGGUAAAAAAGUGAAACAAUGGAAAAUUGACAAAAAACUCGGCGAAGGCGCAUUUGGUGCUGUUUACAAAUGCAGUAAUGCGAAAGGAGAAUUGUAUGCGUUGAAAGUUGAAGGAAAAGAUGAAAAGAUUCAAUUGCUCAAAAUGGAAGUUCAUGUGCUCACAGAGCUCAAGAAAAAUAGUGGACGACAUUUUUGUGAUAUCGCUGACAAAGGCCAAUACGAAAAUUUCAAUUAUGUUGUUAUGACAUUUGUUGGAAUGUCACUCGCUGAUUUGAGAGCUGCAAGUCCGAAUAAACGUUUUUCGAUGGGAACAGCUAUUUCAGUUGGAAGACAAUCAUUGGAAGCAUUAGAAGAUAUGCACAGUAUUGGAUAUCUUCAUCGAGAUGUCAAACCAGGAAACUAUACAAUUGGUCGAGCAGAAUUGAAUGAGUUGCGAAAAGUUUAUGUGCUCGAUUUCGGAAUGGCUAGAAAAUUUGUACACGAUGACGGAAGAAUCAAGAAACCUCGAAAUGUUGCCGGUUUUCGUGGAACAGUCAAAUAUGCACCCGUUUCUUGUCACGCAGGUCGCGAACUUUGUCGCCAAGAUGAUUGUGAAACAUGGUUGUAUAUGUUAGUUGAAUUGACUAAAGGAUCAUUGCCCUGGAGAAAUACAACUGAUAUUGGACAAGUUGGAAAUGAGAAAAGGCUGGUACGGAAAAGUGAAGUGUCAAAAAAAUGUUUCUUCGGAGGGUGAGAAUUUUACUCCGAUUUUCUAGUUCCAUUACUUGUUUGCAGAUGUCCUCUUGCUUACAUUGAUAUUCUUCGCACAAUUGAUACCGGACAGUUUUUCGCUGAACCAGAUUACCAAAGAAUGUACUAUUUGCUUCGUCAAGCUCUGGAAAUUACAGGAGCCAAGGAAUAUCCGUAUGAUUGGGAGGAAAAUUUGAUGAAGAAGUUCAAAGAAGAUCAGGAGAAAAAAGAGCAGGGAGAAGUUCCAAAAGAAAGUAAGAAAGAAAAGAAGGAAGAAAAGAAAGAGGAGAAACAAGAUGAUCAGAACAAUAACCUUAAAUCUGAAAAAGAAACGAAAAAGAAAAAUGAAAGAACAGAGGAAAUUGCUGAAGGAAAAUCUGAAAAAGAUUGA
Molecule: messenger RNA, 1146 nt
Organism: Caenorhabditis angaria
Lineage: Eukaryota; Metazoa; Nematoda; Chromadorea; Rhabditida; Rhabditidae
Source: the annotation of a GenBank genome assembly